This is a messenger RNA of Triticum aestivum (bread wheat), 1576 nucleotides long. RefSeq names its product eukaryotic initiation factor 4A-III homolog B. Bases 84 to 1298 code for a protein of 404 amino acids. NCBI's taxonomy places the organism in Eukaryota, Viridiplantae, Streptophyta, Magnoliopsida, Poales, Poaceae. The transcript has 8 exons. The record is from RefSeq and is a predicted model, not a curated record. Gene Ontology annotation, molecular function: RNA helicase activity; nucleic acid binding; ATP binding.
CAGGUACCCAGGCGCAAAAGAGCCAUCCUCCUCCUCCUCCGCCGCUCCCCACGUCUCACCCCCAACAGGCUAGGGUUUCUCCAAUGGCGGCGGCGGCGGCGGGCUCCUCCAGGCGCGGGCCGAUGGACGACGACAAGCUCACCUUCGAGACCUCGGCGCGGGUGGAGUUCGUGGGAAGCUUCGACGCGAUGGGCAUCCGCGAGGACCUGCUCCGCGGCAUCUACGGCUACGGCUUCGAGAAGCCCUCCGCCAUCCAGCAGCGCGCCGUCGUCCCCAUCAUCGCCGGCCGCGACGUCAUCGCCCAGGCCCAGUCCGGCACCGGCAAGACCUCCAUGGUCUCCCUCUCCGUCUGCCAGGUCAUCGACACCAACAUCCACGAGGUGCAAGCAUUGAUACUGUCACCAACUAGGGAACUUGCCACGCAAACAGAGAGGGUGAUGCAAGCUGUUGGGAACUACAUGAGUGUCUCUGUGCAUGCCUGUGUCGGUGGCAAAAGUAUCGGCGAGGAUAUUAGGAAGCUUGAGGCUGGAGUGCAUGUUGUUUCAGGAACCCCGGGCAGAGUAUGUGAUAUGAUCAAGAGAAGGACCUUGCGCACAAGAGCCAUCAAGCUCCUGGUCCUGGAUGAAGCCGAUGAGAUGUUGACCAGAGGUUUUAAGGAUCAGAUCUAUGAUGUCUACAGAUACCUCCCCCCAGAACUUCAGGUUGUCUUGAUCUCUGCAACUCUGCCCCAUGACAUCUUGGAGAUAACUAGCAAGUUCAUGACUGAUCCAGUCAGGAUCCUUGUAAAGCGUGAUGAGUUGACCCUAAAGGGCAUCAAACAAUUCUUUGUUGCUGUUGAGAAGGAGGAAUGGAGGUUUGAUACGCUGUGCGAUCUUUAUGAUACACUGACCAUCACCCAGGCUGUCAUUUUCUGCAAUACCAAGAGAAAGGUGGAUUGGCUUACUGAAAGGAUGCGCACCAACAACUUUACCGUAUCAGCUAUGCAUGGUGACAUGCCUCAAAAGGAAAGGGAUGCGAUUAUGAGUGAGUUCAGGAGUGGCACGACCCAUGUUCUGAUCACAACAGAUGUUUGGGCUCGAGGGCUGGAUGUUCAGCAGGUCUCUCUUGUCAUUAAUUAUGAUCUCCCGAAUAAUCGUGAGCUUUACAUCCAUCGCAUCGGUCGCUCUGGGCGUUUUGGGCGCAAGGGUGUGGCGAUCAACUUUGUGCGCAAGGACGACAUCCGCAUCCUGAGGGACAUUGAGCAGUACUACAGCACGCAGAUCGACGAGAUGCCGAUGAAUGUCGCCGAUCUGAUCUGAGCUCUGGACCGGAGCGGUCUCUCCCUCUCUGGCUCUGCGUGUGGGAUUUGGUUGAUGUUUGGUCAUGACGACAGUAUUGCGGUUUCCUUUGUUGCUUUUCGGCGGGUAUGAACAAACAUGAAGUGUUCAUAUUCUUUCUUGGAGAACCAGCUCUGGCCAACGUGGCAGGCACUCUGCUCACUGAACUUGUUAUUUUAAUUAGUUUUUGGAAUAAUGCUUAGUUCUAUCUAUAUUAUGUUUUGGUGUUUUUGUUAUAAUGCCACGACCCUAUAACUUGA